Molecule: messenger RNA, 2971 nt
Organism: Myxocyprinus asiaticus (Chinese sucker)
Lineage: Eukaryota; Metazoa; Chordata; Actinopteri; Cypriniformes; Catostomidae
Product: transcription factor Sox-8-like
Exons: 3
Coding region: 87-1466 (459 amino acids)
Biological process (GO): neural crest cell development; morphogenesis of an epithelium; negative regulation of transcription by RNA polymerase II
Cellular component (GO): nucleus
Molecular function (GO): DNA-binding transcription factor activity, RNA polymerase II-specific; RNA polymerase II cis-regulatory region sequence-specific DNA binding
Source: RefSeq, a predicted model, not a curated record
UCAGUGUGAAAGCGUCGUGAACGGACUGUAAAAAUAAAGUUUCUGUCCAGGCGGAUUUCAGCAGGGUGUACAAUCAGCAAUAGAGAAUGACGGAGGAGCGGGAUAAGAGCAGCGCGGAGCCGCCGUUCAGUCCGGCCGGUUCGUGCAGCUCGCUGUCGCAGGACGAGUCGGAUUCUGACGCGCCGUCUUCUCCUGCUGGAUCGGACGGACACGUGUCGCUCAUGAUGACAGGACUGGGAAAUAAACUGGAGGAUGAGGACGAGCGCUUCCCAGCUUGUAUCCGGGACGCGGUGUCGCAGGUUCUGAAGGGGUAUGACUGGUCCCUUGUGCCCAUGCCGGCGCGAGGCAGCGGCUCGAUGAAGAGCAAACCACACGUGAAGAGACCCAUGAACGCAUUUAUGGUUUGGGCUCAAGCGGCGCGCAGGAAACUUGCGGAUCAGUAUCCGCAUCUGCACAACGCCGAACUCAGCAAAACACUCGGGAAACUUUGGAGACUGUUAACGGAGAAUGAGAAGAGGCCGUUUGUGGAGGAAGCCGAGAGACUCCGAGUCCAACACAAGAAAGAUCAUCCGGAUUAUAAAUACCAGCCGAGACGAAGGAAGUGUGUAAAAGUGGGACAGGGCGAGUCUGAUGCUGGGCCCGAUUUCAGCCAUCCCAUGUAUAAAGUUGAACCUGGAAUGGGGGGUUUGGCGGGUUUAUCCAAUCAUCACGCCAACCACACAGGUCAGCCCCAUGGACCCCCAACGCCCCCGACCACGCCUAAAACCGACCUUCAUCACGGGGUAAAGCAAGAUUUAAAGCAUGAAGGACGACGUUUGCUCGACAGCAAUCGACAGAACAUUGACUUCAGCAAUGUUGACAUUUCCGAGCUUAGCACGGAUGUCAUCAGCAAUUUGGAAACCUUCGACGUCCAUGAGUUUGACCAGUACUUGCCUCUCAGUGGUCAUGCCGGAGCCACGGUCACCCCUAUGACCUCAGAGCACGGUCACAGGCCGAGCAGCAGCUCGGGAGGGGCAUACGCUACGUCCUAUGGCCAACUGGCGAGCAAUGGUCCUGCCUGGAGUCGCAAAGGGGCUGCAAUGUCCUUGUCGCCCGGUGUGAGCGAAGUGGGUCAGCACAGACCUCACAUUAAAACUGAGCAGUUAAGCCCGACUCACUACAGUGAGCACUCGCCGUCGCACUCCGAGUACAGCACAUAUAGCGCUCAGGCGUGCGUCACCUCGGCCACCUCCUUCUCGGCCAUCGCCUCGUUCUCCAGCACGCAGUGUGACUAUACAGACCUUCAGAGCUCCAACUACUACAGCCCUUAUCCCAGCUACCCGUCCGGCCUGUACCAGUACCCGUACUUCCAUUCCUCGCGGCGGCCGUACGGAAGCCCAAUACUGAACAGCAUGUCCAUUCCUCCUCCUCACAGUCCCACCACUAACUGGGAUCAGCCGGUUUACACCACGUUAUCCAGACCAUGAGGUGUGGCUGAUCGGAACUAUACUGUUACUCUGAUACACUAAUCAAGUAUUGACAGUGUUGGCUAAGCGUGUUUUUGUAACAAAACACAAAGAAAUGAGUGCCUGCUGAUUUUUAAAUAUCGUGCCAUUAUUGAUCUCCCCCAAAAUUGGUCCAAAAUUCUAAAACCACAUUGAAAAUCUGGGAUUUUUUUUUAUUUAUUUUUUUUAUUUAAACCAGGAAAUAAACAAAAAGGUUUAGGAUUUAGCAACAUUUUAUAAAAGAUGAAAUGUAUUAGAUUCUGCACUGUUAUUAGGUCACUAAUCAAGUGUAAGCAGAUUAAAGCAAAGAUACUCUUUGGAACAUUCUCAAAUCAUGCUGAGAAUUUCUGAUUACAUAAUUUGUCAUUAAAAGUGUGUAUUGAAUUAGAGAUGGUCUCAGACUUUUGGACCCCACUUGAACAUUUAAUCCUGGAUGGUUGGCGCUAAAUGUGAUGAAUUAGUGCCUGUACAACCAGCGGAAAUCCUCUGUGAGGAACACCUGUCACUGCAGCCCAUGUCCAGACCCGCAUGUGUGCUUUCACUCUUUGUGAUUCCCUGAAAUUGAGCUAGAGAGGAAUAAAGAGCAGGUGGAGAAACACACACGCACACGUGUACUGGGACCAAUAAAGUGCUUUUGAAAUUUAAAGGAAGUAUUUUAUAUCAACUGCGAAUCCUCUCUGGUUAAUUUUUUUUUUUUUUUUACCCAAAUGUCUUUUUAAUGAAAUAUGCUAUAUACUGUAUAUUUAUGUAAUAUUUUUGUCAUUUGUUUCAGGUUAUAGUACAAAAGUUUGUUUUAACUGCUAAAAUGUUGGAGGGAUCAAAUAAUUCCAGUACAGUCAGUUGUGUUGUGCUGAUUUAACAAUUAUUGAUUUUCAAACAUUCCUGAUUGCUGGAAAAACACCAAUCACUUUUCCAUCCCUUGUUAUUCUGCAUAAGCAAACUGAGCGAAAUAAAAUGUCAUGUGAAGAGACAGGUGUGUGUAUGGCACACGAGAAGUGAGAUUAGUCAUGAUGAUGUUGAUGCUGCGCUGUGAGUGAUGCGUCAGCUGCAACACAACCUUUUCUCUCAGUGGUCACCAACUUACUUUCACUGAAUCAAAACUAUUUUUCCUGAGCACUUACACAUGUCAAAUGCUCUUGACAUUUGCAGUAAGGUCAUAAAUAAUUGCAGUUUUUAUCAUUAUUGUUCAUUGCCUUCACGUGCUCAUUGUCAUUGAGCUCCCUCUUGAAUUACAUUGAUUUCUAUAUUAAUACAGCAUUCAGCUUUCAACACAGAGCAUCUCUAAUGUGUGCUUUUAUAUGAAAUGUUUUUUUUUAUUACAUUUUAGGGUGUGGAACACGCAAAACAGUGUUUUCUGUAAAUUUUUUGUUCUACCUGGUGUUUCACUUUAAAACAACUGAGCUGUGAACGUUUACUUUAUGUUAACAAGUACUUACAGGAUUAAUUGCUGGUGAUUUGUGUGGAAAAAAAAUAAAGAUUUUUCUCAU